UCGAAUACGUGUAUGACAAAUAAAAAUAGCGUCAAGAAUAAAAAAUGUCACAAAUAUGGAAACUGUCCAGCUUUUGGCAAAUUUUGUUAUAAAUGCAAAAAGAAAAACCAUUUUUCUUCAGCAUGUAAGGUGAAGAAAAUAAAUGAAAUUGAUAAUCCUAAUUCCAUUGUCAUCUCAGAUGAGGAAGAUUAUCUAUUGGAUAGAAUCAUUGUGCUGAAUGAACUCAUGCAUGAACACUGGGAAGAAGUCAUUGAAAUAAAUGGGAAUCCCACUAAAAUCAAAUUAGAUACUGGAGUAGACACUAAUGUUAUUUCUUGGACGUAUUUGAAGCAGUGGACCAAUUCUCCAAAGAUAAAACAGACAAAGGUCAAAGCCUAUACCUUCACACGAGAGAGAAUACCUAUCGUCAGUGAAUGUCACUGCCAACACAAGUCUGGAAACCAUGAAACCACAAGCAAAUUCCUUGUCGUCAGGACGUGUGGGCUACCUCUAUUGAACAGAGAUGCAUGCAAAAAACUAAACCUUAUUAAAAGGAUAAAUUCUAUUACACCUGAACUUAACCAAGAAAAUAUUUUUGAAUCCUAUUCUAGUGUGUUUGAGGGAAGUGGCAAACUCAAACAUGAGGUUAUAAUCAAAUUAAAUCAAAAUGCAAUUCCAAAACUUGUUUCUCCUAGAAGGAUCCCAGAAGCUUUAAAAAGAGAAGUUAAACAAGAAUUAGAGCAUCUGGUUAGAAAAGGAAUCUUAAAAAAGACAGAAGAAACUUCUAGUUGGCUCCACCCAAUGGUCAUUAUUAAAAAGAAACAAGGAAAAUUACGCCUGUGUAUGGAUUUGCAUGAGUUAAAUAAAUACAUUAUUAGAGAUAAUUAUCAGAUACCAUCGCCAACAGAACUGUUAUCGAGCAUUCCAAAAGAUAGAUAUUAUACAGUUAUGGAUGCUAAAUCAGCCUUCUUUCAGCUACUGGUAGAAGAACAAUCUCAAAAACUAUUAAUAAUGAAUACACAUUUCGGAAAAUAUAAAUUUACAAGAUUGCCGUUUGGAAUCACAACAGCAUCAGAGCAUUUUCAAAGAGCCAUCGACACAACACUUUCAGAUAUUGAAGGCAUUUACACAUAUAGUGGUACCUCAGGAUACGAAAUUAAUCCGUUCCGAAAUUGAGAUCGUAUCAUGAAAAUGUCGUAAGG
Centruroides sculpturatus (bark scorpion) is the source of this 1181-nucleotide messenger RNA. RefSeq lists its product as uncharacterized. The transcript has a single exon. The coding region runs from base 13 to 1155 and encodes 380 amino acids. The record is from RefSeq and is a predicted model, not a curated record. NCBI's taxonomy places the organism in Eukaryota, Metazoa, Arthropoda, Arachnida, Scorpiones, Buthidae.